GAUUCGGAAUCUGCCAACUAUUUUCAAAUUUUGAACUGUGUCUGCUUGCGGCCAGCGCAGAAUCUGUGAUAAAGCAGAAAAAUACAAAGAAUACAAAAAAUUAAAAAAAAAAAAAAAAAAUAAAAAUAAAAAUAAAAAAUAAAAUGUGAGGAGAAAUAUUUACAUGCAAAAUGAAUGCUGGGCGAGAGAAGUUUUUGUUAUAAUGCAAAUGUGUAGUGGAAGAAUUCCCGGCGCGAGUGAUAAAUAAUCCGACGACAAACAAAAGCAGAAGCCUACACAGCGAAAAAGAGCAAUGCAAACACAUUUAUCUUUAUUGAGAGCAACAAUAUCAAGAUCAAGAUAAUAAAGCAUCGUAAACCUUCGCAUGCCCGAGACUAAGUAGUUCAUUAUAAAGUCUCCACACAAAUAAUCAAAUGCAAAAAAGUGCCUGCUGAUGAAAUACGACAAACUUAACAAAGCAAAACAAACAAUUCACAAAUCGAGUAGUAUAAUCUAUCUAUUUACAUGUAUUUUAUACAAAACAUCAAAUUAAAUAAUAAUAACAAGAGAGGCAAAGAAGCCACAGAAAUAUUUAUUUAAAUUGCAAUUUGUGGCCGCCGAUGUGCCCCAGUGUGUGUUUGCUGUGCGUGUGUGUGUGUGAGCGGCGGUCGUCGAGCAUUUUUUUGUGAUAUGAGUACUAAAUAUCACAGGGCGAAGAAGCAGCAUCAUGCAUCCAGCGGGCGAAAAAAGGGGCGGUCGCCCUAAUGACAAAUACACGGCGGAAGCCCUCGAGAGCAUUAAGCAGGACCUAACCCGAUUUGAAGUACAAAAUAACCAUAGGAAUAAUCAGAAUUACACACCUCUGCGAUAUACGGCGGCCAACGGACGCAAUGAUGCACUUACUCCGGAUUACCACCACGCCAAGCCGCCGAUGGAACCACCGCCCUCCGCGUCUCCGUCGCCGGACGUGGUCAUCCCGCCGCCCCCCGCCAUCGUUGGUCAACCGGGAUCAGGCUCCAUUUCCGUAUCCGGAGUGGGCGUAGGCGUGGGAGUGGGCGUGUGCGUGGCGAACGGACGGAUGAUGACGGCGCUGAUGCCGAACAAGCUGAUCCGGAAGCCUAGCAUCGAGCGGGACACGGCGAGCAGUCACUACCUGCGCUGCAGUCCGGCCCUGGAUUCCGGAGCCGGAAGUUCCCGCUCCGAUAGCCCCCAUUCGCACCACACCCACCAGCCGAGCUCGCGGACGGUUGGAAAUCCAGGGGGUAAUGGUGGAUUUUCGCCAUCCCCCAGUGGUUUCAGUGAGGUGGCACCACCGGCGCCGCCCCCACGGAAUCCCACCGCAUCCAGUGCGGCCACGCCCCCGCCGCCAGUGCCGCCCACCAGCCAGGCGUAUGUGAAACGCCGAUCGCCGGCCUUGAACCGCCCGCCGGCGAUAGCGCCACCCAAUCAGCGUGGGAACUCGCCGGUAAUAACCCAGAAUGGGUUAAAGAGCCAACAGCAGCAGCAGCAGCUGUCGCAGCAAUUGAAAUCCCUGAAUCUGUAUCCUGGAGGAGGAAGUGGCGCAGUGGUUGAGCCACCACCACCAUACCUAAUACAGUCGGGAGCAGGAGCACCACCGCCACCACCGCCCAGUUACACGGCCUCCAUGCAAUCGCGGCAAUCGCCCACGCAAUCGCAGCAAUCGGAUUACAGGAAAUCACCAAGUAGUGGGAUAUAUUCGGCCACCUCGGCAGGAUCACCGAGCCCCAUCACCGUGUCCCUGCCACCAGCACCACUGGCCAAGCCACAGCCACGCGUUUACCAAGCCCGAAGUCAGCAGCCCAUCAUAAUGCAGAGUGUGAAGAGCACGCAGGUGCAAAAGCCCGUGCUCCAAACGGCAGUGGCACCACAAUCCCCAUCGAGUGCCUCUGCCAGCAAUUCACCGGUUCAUGUCAUGGCGGCACCACCCUCGUAUCCCCAAAAGUCCGCAGCAGUGGUGCAGCAGCAGCAGCAGGCGGCAGCGGCGGCGCAACACCAUCAGCAUCAGCACCAGCAAUCUAAGCCGCCCACGCCCACAACACCACCUUUGGUGGGUCUGAAUAGCAAGCCGCCAAACUGUUUGGAGCCACCAUCCUAUGCCAAGAGCAUGCAGGCCAAGGCGGCCACGGUGGGGCAACAGCAACAAGUGCAACAGCAACAGCAGCAGCAGCAACAAGUCCAACAGCAGCAGCAGCAACACCACCAGCAGCAGCAGCAACAGCAGCAACUUCAGGCUUUAAGGGUGCUCCAAGCACAGGCUCAAAGGGAAAGGGAUCAGAGGGAGCGGGAACGAGAUCAACAAAAGCUAACCAAUGGAAAUCCCAGCAGGCAACUGCCACCACCACCGCCCUAUCAAAGUAAUAACAACAAUAGCGAAAUCAAACCACCCACCAGCUGCAAUAACAACAACAUACAAAUAAGCAACAGCAAUUUGGCCACCACGCCACCCAUACCGCCAGCCAAAUAUAAUAACGCGUCCGCGAACACGGGAGCGAAUAGUUCGGGGGGCAGCAAUGGAUCCACCAGCACUACGGCCUCCUCAUCAACCACCUGCAAGAAGAUCAAACACGCGUCACCCAUACCGGAGCGAAAGAAAAUAUCGAAGGAAAAGGAGGAGGAACGCAAGGAGUUCCGCAUCAGGCAGUAUUCCCCGCAAGCAUUCAAGUUCUUCAUGGAACAGCAUAUAGAGAACGUGAUCAAGUCCUAUCGCCAGCGUACCUAUCGCAAAAAUCAGUUGGAAAAGGAAAUGCUUAAAGUGGGGCUGCCCGAUCAAACGCAGAUUGAGAUGAGGAAAAUGCUGAAUCAAAAGGAGAGCAACUACAUCCGAUUGAAGCGAGCCAAAAUGGACAAGAGCAUGUUCAUGAAACUGAAAACCAUUGGAGUGGGUGCCUUCGGUGAGGUGACUCUGGUGAGAAAAAUCGACACAUCCAAUCAUUUGUAUGCGAUGAAAACCCUGCGAAAAGCCGAUGUCCUUAAGCGGAACCAAGUGGCUCAUGUCAAGGCCGAAAGAGAUAUUCUCGCAGAGGCCGACAACAAUUGGGUGGUGAAGUUGUACUACAGUUUUCAGGAUAAGGAUAAUCUAUACUUUGUGAUGGACUACAUACCGGGUGGCGAUCUGAUGUCACUGCUCAUCAAGCUGGGCAUUUUCGAGGAAGAACUGGCUAGAUUCUACAUUGCCGAGGUCACUUGCGCCGUGGACAGCGUCCAUAAAAUGGGCUUUAUUCACAGAGACAUCAAACCUGACAACAUACUCAUCGACAGAGACGGUCACAUAAAACUCACCGAUUUUGGUCUGUGCACGGGAUUCCGAUGGACGCACAACUCAAAGUACUACCAGGAGAAUGGUAACCACUCGCGUCAGGACUCGAUGGAACCGUGGGAGGAAUACUCGGAGAACGGACCCAAGCCCACAGUGCUGGAGAGGCGACGGAUGCGCGAUCACCAAAGAGUCCUGGCCCACUCGCUGGUGGGCACACCCAACUACAUUGCACCCGAGGUUUUGGAAAGGAGUGGAUAUACGCAGCUGUGUGAUUACUGGAGCGUUGGCGUCAUCCUCUACGAGAUGCUGGUGGGUCAGCCGCCCUUCCUGGCCAACAGUCCGCUGGAAACGCAACAAAAGGUAAUAAACUGGGAGAAAACUCUACACAUACCGCCACAAGCCGAAUUAUCACGGGAUGCCACCGAUUUGAUACGGAGACUUUGCGCGGCUGCGGACAAGCGGCUGGGGAAAAGCGUGGAUGAGGUCAAGGGUCAUGACUUCUUCAAGGGCAUCGACUUUGCGGACAUGCGAAAGCAGAAGGCGCCCUACAUACCGGAAAUCAAACACCCGACGGACACGUCCAACUUCGAUCCCGUGGAUCCGGAAAAGCUACGCUCAAAUGACUCAAACAUGAGCAGCGGCGAUGAUAUCGAUCUGAACGAUCGUCCUUUCCACGGCUUUUUCGAAUUUACCUUCAGACGAUUCUUUGACGAUAAGCAGCAACCGGAUAUGACGGACGAUCAAGCGCCGGUUUACGUCUGAAUACGCCUGAAAAUCACCUAUCCCACCCCCAACAUCCAUCCCACCCCCCAAAAUCAUCGUUAGUCAAAUAGUCACAAAGGGGAGAGAAAUUGUCGAGUGGGUUUUUGUAAAGAGUGCGUGACUAUAAAAUGAAAACUAUAUAUAUUAUAUAAAUUAUAGGAGAAAGUAGCGAAGGCAACUAUACAUAAACAUACAAAUAUAUAUAGAUGCCCGCGGGCAUGAACUGAAUAAAUUUAAAACGAAACAGAUUAGAUGAAAACAAGCAAAGCGAGUCGGGACUUGGACUUUUAAAUGAAUGUAUUAAUAUCCUUCUAUACUACUCCAAAUCGACCGCUAUAACCAUAAAAUGUUAGGAAGCAAAGGGACCAACUGGAAAAUCGACCAUUUCUGGUGCUCAAAGCAAAUGCAAAAUGCCUUAAACGAGACGAGAACGCGAAUUUACCCAAGCCCCCCAAAAAAUCACUCCUUUCCCUUUUCCCACCUCCAAUCGAUGGCCGGAUUUCAAUUCAGCAGGCUGGUUAAUGCCGGCCAUCCCACGACUUCCCAUUCAGAGACGAGAUUGCGAGGUGUGCGAUGGAGAAACGGAGACCAAAAGUCGCACGGCAGCGAUAUAAGCGGGUCUUAUAAGCAUAUUCUAAAUCUAAUCUUGAGGACUACAGCACUCAACUCUGUGUCUUUCUACCCAUCCAUAUAUCACUGCUCAUCGCAGAAGUCUUCAAACGUGUGUCCUCCCCCCAAAAAAGAACAAACUUAGAGAUACCUACAUAUGUGAGAACUAUCUAGCAAAGUUAGACCAACUUGUUGAAUGCCAAAUCAAAUUGUUUAGCCCCACACAAAAAAUGGGAGAAAUAUUCAACACAUAUUCUCUGAUAGCAAACAUAAACCACAAAAACAUUACGAAGGAGAGCUAAGAAAAUUGUAAUCUUUUUAAAUGUAAUAUUGUAAAGAAAAACGUUAAUUGUAAUUUAUGCUAAAUUUGUGUAGCGCCCUAAGAUGUUUUUUAGUUUAUAGACAACGCUAACCGUAAUCUAGUUUAAUGCCUAACACUAAAGCGAGAACACAUAAAUUUUUUUGUUUUCCGUAGAUUCGUUGGAAAAUGCUAAAAAGGGAAAACGUUUUGUUUUUCUAUUUAAUUAGCUUCAGUUUGUAUGUGCGUGUGUUUUUAUUAUGAAGAUAUAUAUAUAUAACUAUUCAAAUAUAUAUAAAUGAAACCUAUUUUAAAUGUGAGAAGAGAUCGAGCUAAUUGAAGGAAAAUACAAACAAACUCUGUGUGCCUUGGCCAAUUAGUUUACUAAAGCAAAUUAAUAAAUGGAAAAGAAAAUUUAUACAAAAAGA
Messenger RNA from Drosophila gunungcola (fruit fly), 5353 nucleotides. RefSeq names its product serine/threonine-protein kinase Warts (gene wts). The transcript has 7 exons. NCBI's taxonomy places the organism in Eukaryota, Metazoa, Arthropoda, Insecta, Diptera, Drosophilidae. Gene Ontology annotation, biological process: hippo signaling; G1/S transition of mitotic cell cycle; peptidyl-serine phosphorylation. Gene Ontology annotation, molecular function: ATP binding; protein serine/threonine kinase activity. The record is from RefSeq and is a predicted model, not a curated record. The coding region runs from base 707 to 4018 and encodes 1103 amino acids.